UGUUGGAAAGUCACGGUCCACACAUACUGUAUGUGACAAUACAUGACCUCCUGUUUCUGGCCUUAAGGAUGCUGUAUUUCAAUUGCUCUGUCUCAGGCAGGGAAUGUGGUAACAGGAGAGAUGGUAGAAGAGCUAAUCCUUUCUGGGGCUGACAUCAUCAAAGUGGGAACUGGGCCAGGCUCUGUGUGUACUACUCGGAAGAAAACUGGAGUGGGGUAUCCACAGAUCAGUGCAGUAAUGGAGUGUGCAGAUGCUGCUCAUGGCCUCAAAGGCCACAUCAUUUCAGAUGGAGGUUGCAGCUGUCCUGGGGAUGUGGCCAAGGCUUUUGGGGCAGGAGCUGACUUCGUGAUGCUGGGUGGCAUGCUGGCUGGACAUAGUGAGUCAGGUGGUGAGCUCAUCGAGAGGGAUGGCAAGAAGUACAAGCUCUUCUAUGGAAUGAGUUCUGAAAUGGCCAUGAAGAAGUAUGCUGGGGGCGUGGCUGAGUACAGAGCCUCCGAGGGAAAGACAGUAGAAGUUCCUUUUAAAGGAGAUGUGGAACAUACCAUCCGAGACAUCCUAGGAGGGAUCCGCUCUACGUGUACCUACGUGGGAGCAGCUAAGCUUAAAGAGUUGAGCAGAAGAACUACCUUCAUCCGAGUCACCCAGCAGGUGAAUCCAAUCUUCAGUGAGGCGCGCUAGACCUGGGCAGUUCUACCCUCCCAAGGCACCAGUACUCUACCAUGGGGCAUCCCAAGUGGGCUCCUCACCCAUCCCAGCUACUGCAGCUCUGUAUUACUUUGUCAUUUCCUGUUGUCUCACUCCUGAGGGCUCCUGCAGUAACUCUGUACUUCUCUAUCUGCACACACAAAAUGCCCAAGACACUCACUGGGGAGGAAGCAAGGAAGAAAAUAGUCUGAGAAAAUGACGCAAGAUAAUCAAAUGGGAAUCUGGCGACCCAACAUCCUGAAGAUUAUUAAAAGGAAAAGAUGCUGAUUGGUACAUAAGUCUCUUACAUGGCCUUGGUCUAGAGAAGGCAGGCUUUUAGAAUCAUGUUUUGUUAAUCUGCUUCACUAAUCUAAAAAGCUCUGAAGUGUUUGUAUAUUUGAAAUACCUCAAUAAAGAGAGAGCUCAUUGACUGUAAA
Piliocolobus tephrosceles (Ugandan red Colobus) is the source of this 1121-nucleotide messenger RNA. RefSeq names its product GMP reductase 2-like. Gene Ontology annotation, molecular function: catalytic activity. The coding region runs from base 121 to 678 and encodes 185 amino acids. The transcript is spliced from 5 exons. The record is from RefSeq and is a predicted model, not a curated record. Lineage: Eukaryota; Metazoa; Chordata; Mammalia; Primates; Cercopithecidae.